This is a messenger RNA of Ficedula albicollis (Collared flycatcher), 11994 nucleotides long. Its product is annotated as hydrocephalus-inducing protein-like. NCBI's taxonomy places the organism in Eukaryota, Metazoa, Chordata, Aves, Passeriformes, Muscicapidae. Gene Ontology annotation, cellular component: axoneme. The record is from RefSeq and is a predicted model, not a curated record. Gene Ontology annotation, biological process: cilium movement; axonemal central apparatus assembly.
GUGUGCGAGCGGCUACACCGCGACAACCGCCAAAUGAUUUGUUCUCAGAGCAUUGGUCUCUGCGAGCCAAUCCUGAAUUACGUUAGAAGUUUUGUUGAGGAAUUGUCGUUCAUCUGCGACAUCCUCCAUCCAAAAUGGCUUCGGCAUUCCCGAAAAAGACAUCCCCGAAAAAGACAUCGAUACCUCGUCUUUUGUCCAGGGAAAAACUGAAGUCUGUGUCUCUUCUUCCUUCUAAGUUGCUAAGGGAGAAGUUUCACAAUGUGAAGAAGGCCAGCACUGGGACGAGUUUUCUGCCCAGAAUUGGCCCAUUUCCACACACGAGUGAGACUGGUCAAAAGCUGUCACCAGUUCCCCAGAAAAAGAGCUUGUUCCAGGUUUCCCCACCAGAGAUCGUAUUUCAGAACUUCGACGUUAAUGAGGUCUCUGAAAUGCAACUGUUUUUCAUAAAUAAGGACAAGUUUCCUCGGCUGGUGAAGGUCUCCAUGGAGAGAUCACCUUAUUUUGAGCUGGUGUGCCCUAAUGACGCGUACCACAUCAUGCCACCGGGCAUGUCCUCCCCGGUGCGCAUCCGCUUCACCCCCAAGAAGAACAAGAAUUAUUCCCACCAGCUUGUCUGCCUCACUCCAAGGGAACAGGUGGUUGUGCCAAUUCGGGCCAUUGCUGCCCGAGCCAUCCUGGAGUUCCCUGACCAGCUGGACUUCUCGGAGUGCCCGGUCAAGUACAGCACCCAGAAAACUGUGCUGCUUCGCAACGUUGGGAACCUGGAAGCUCAAUUCCAGCUGAGCACCCAGAGUCCUUUCUUCGUGGUUCCAGCCAGCGGAACUCUGGGUGCUGGAGACACCAUGCAGGUGACGGUGGGAUUUCACCCGCUGACAAUUGGUGACCAUUCCGGGUCCCUGGCAGUUUGCUGCAACACAGGUGGAAGAAGUAUCCACACAAACCUUCGCGGAGAAGCUGCAGAUGUUGCCGUUGAGUUGAGCACAAAUUCCAUGAAGGUUGGGAAGACGUUCAUCACCACGUCAAACUACACAACCAUGUUCAUCAAAAACAGGAGUAACAUCACAGCCCACUUCCAGUGGAAGGCUUUUCGUACUGAGGAGGAUGAGGCUGAAGAGAAGAGGAGGCAGUGCUACUUGCUGCAGCCACUGAAAGAGGCGCCGCUGAAAACCUCCAUUGGGGAGGAAAAUAUAGAGCAGGAGAUGGCAAAGGUGCAAGAAGACCCCAUGCUGUUCUCCGAUGACAUUUUUUCCAUUGAGCCAAUGGAGGGAGAGAUCGGGCCUAAUCGUUGUGCCAAAAUCAAGGUGACCUUUAAACCCCUAGAAGAACUAGAGUAUCGAAGUGUGGCUUACUGCGACAUCUCAGGCCGUGAGAGCAGGCUGCCCCUGCGCCUCAGAGGGGAAGGCCAAGGACCCUUGGUUGAACUCAGCAAUCGUACACUCAACCUUGGGAACAUUUUACUCAACACUCCCUACGUCUAUGAGGUGAAACUGAUUAACCAAGCAGCUAUUGAUGCUCCCUUCACCUAUAUCCAUACAACUGCAAAUGUGGGCUACUGCUUCAAGUUUGCACCUGAGAAGGGCACCAUUGCACCAGGUGGGAUCCAGACCAUCCAGAUCUCCUUCAAUGCCAACAUACUGGGGAGCUUUGAGGAACAAUUCCAGUUCAUUGUGGCUGGAUCUCCUACGUCUGCAAUCCUGACAAUCAAGGGGUUUGUCACUAGACCAAGUGUGCACUUUGACAUCGAGGAGAUCGACUUCGGUGACAUUUCUUUUGGCUUUCCCUACACCAAGACCUGUCGCCUCACUAACCCCUCCCCAGUGGCGCUGACGUUCAAGCUCCGCAUGUCUGACGAUGGCACACAGCCUGCUGUUAAUUGCUUUGAUCAAAUACGCAAGCCUAAUGACCCAUCCUGGAGGGACGGAAUUCAUUUUGAUGUGGAGCCAAGGGAGUUUACAAUGAAUCCCAGCCAAGGGACCAUCCUUCCCCACGGACACCAGGAUAUCGAGGUGACCCUGUGUUCCAACACCGUGAUGGAAUUCUACCGGAGACUGCUGGUGGACCUGGAGGGUAUUGGCAAUGGAGUGGCAUCACUGACCAUCACAGCCAGAUGCCUCGUUCCUGAGCUGCGAGUGUACCCCCGUGUCCUGCUGUACGAUGAGUGCCGACUGAACGUGCCAUACGAGAGGAAGUUCCUCGUUGUGAAUAACACCGACCUUCCUGGCUGCUAUGGGCUCAUUCCCCAGAAACGCAAGGAGGACACUCCUGUGUUCUACUCCAGCCGCAAACCCUGUGGGAUUGUCCAGCCUCACAGCAGUGCAGAGAUUCCUGUUGUAAUCGAAGUGCAAACAUUGGGCGAGCAUCGCACCAAUGUUCUUGUCGGCGUGUUUGGGGAUGAGAGAAACCCACGGAGACAAGAAUUACGGAGCACUGGACGGCUGGCAGACAUCUACCCAAGUCCAAAGCUGAUAGAGUUUGGCAUGAUCCCAGUGCUACAGCCUAAUUCACAAAUUUUUACUCUCAUCAACGGAGGUCUUGUCUCUACAGAAUUCAGAAUAAAGAUAGCUCGCAAACCCCAGUGCUAUGUUAUUGAACCCAGAGAAGGAGUGAUCCCUGCUCUGGGUGAGGUUCCUGUGACUAUCACAGCAACCCUGGAUGACACUGGGCUUUUUGCUGACACUAUCCAGCUGUUCACUGGGAACAGCCUUUUGACUACCUUCGAGUUGGUGGCUGUGGGCACUGGCACUACAAUUACCAUAGAUAAACCAUUUGUACCAGAGCUCAACUUGGGAUACCAAUUCAGGCUCCUUCCGUAUAUUCAACAGUUCAAAGUAACAAACAGGGGCCACCAUUUCCAUCGGCUCUUCUGGAGUGUGGGAUGUCACAGCCCACCUGAGGAGGAGGGUCAGAGUGUCUCAGACCUCGAUAUUCAACAGUUCAAAGUAACAAACAGGGGCCACCAUUUCCAUCGGCUCUUCUGGAGUGUGGGAUGUCACAGCCCACCUGAGGAGGAGAGCCAGAGUGUCUCAGACCUCGGUAUGCCCAAGGUCAAAGAUUUCCAGGGCCCCAAACGUACCAGACCCGUGUUUGCGCUGGAGCCGCUGUGGAUGGAGCUGCAGCCAGGCGAGUCUGCGGACAUGGUGCUGCAAGGCUUCUCCCACAUCCGGCAGGAGGUGCAGGAUUAUGUGAUGUGUGAAGCUGUCAUCGGGACAACCAGCAGGAUGGAGAAUAUAAUAGAAACAACCAUUAGCUGCAAGUUUAUUGAUCCUUCAAUAGAAAUAUCAGCCAGACAAUUCUCUUUCCGGGUGGAGAAGAAACCAAAUGAUGUCCUGGCUCUGCAGUACAAGCCUUUGUCUUUAAAAAACACCUGCUCCCUGCCACUGGACCUCAUGCUGGAAGUGGAGCAGCCGUUUCUGGUCUGCGAUGUGGACCAGCAGCCCCUCCCAGAUGGCCAGCCUGUGACACUGGAUGUAGGGCAGACCUGCCAUCUCUACGUGGCAUUUGAUCCAGCUUAUGAACUGGAUCUUAAUAGCUGGAAGGAAAAGAAGGUGCUGAAGAUAAACAUGGUCAAUGGCCAUCCUUAUGUGGCGUGUAUCUCCCUUUGGGGAGAAGUCCAUUUCCCCAAUCUCCAAAUCCAGCCCAGGAGCCUGGAGUUUGGCUGCAUCCUGGCUGGCACUGAAGAAGUGCGUUCUCUGGAGAUGACCAACUGCAGCCCCCUGCCUGUCCAGUACCACUGGUCAUUCCAUCCGGACAGCCAGGUGAACAGGCUGAGAUAUGAGCGUUACCCACUUAAGUUCAAACCCCAGCCACCAGAGAAGAAGAGAACUAGUUUAGAUGGCUCAGCAUUUCUAAGGAGACGCUUCAGGAUUAGAAAUGUAGAGGAUCCAGGCACAGCCCUGAGAGAAUCGUGGGAUCCUGCCCAGUCUUUAGGAGCAGAGCCGGGAGAGAGACAGCGAGUCUCCUUCACCUUCUCUGGCCACCCCGACACCGUGGCCAGUGCCGUGGCCCUGUGCCACGUGCAGGGAGGCCCCACCUACGAGGUGGAGCUGACUGGGGAGGCCUCAUGUGUCAGCUACUCCCUGAGCCACAGGAAGAUCAACUGCGGCUUCCAGGUAGCACACACAUAUGAGCGUUACCCACUUAAGUUCAAACCCCAGCCACCAGAGAAGAAGAGAACUAGUUUGGAUGGCUCAGCAUUUCUAAGGAGACGCUUCAAGAUUAGAAAUGGAGAGGAUCCAGGCACAGCCCUGAGAGAAUCGUGGGAUCCUGCCCAGUCUUUAGGAGCAGAGGUGCUGCCAUCUACUUCUGAAAAGUAUUACAUCCCACUUGGCUUGGGGGGAUUCAGGUUAUCCACGGAUGUACCGUGCACUCCCCUCGAAGUGGAGAAGGCUUUCAGUAUCCUGCCGCAGUCGGGUGUGCUGCAGCCGGGAGAGAGACAGCGAGUCUCCUUCACCUUCUCUGGCCACCCCGACACCGUGGCCAGUGCCGUGGCCCUGUGCCACGUGCAGGGAGGCCCCACCUACGAGGUGGAGCUGACUGGGGAGGCCUCAUGUGUCAGCUACUCCCUGAGCCACAGGAAGAUCAACUGCGGCUUCCAGAUGUUUAAUGAAAUUCAUCAUAGCACAGUCACCCUGGCAAACACUGGCAAGAUUAAAUUCAACUGGAUGCUAAACCUUAGCAUUGCAGAGCAGUAUCUGCCUGGAGUGUUUCUGGUCAACCCCACUGCUGGCUCCAUUGCACCUGGUGAGAAGGAAGUGCUGAAAUUCUCUUACAUGCCAGGAGUACCAGGAGCCUUCAGCAGGACUUUCCAGCUUAAAGUGGGUGACCUGGAGCCAGAAAAUAUCUGCCUGAAAGGAGAAGCAUCCUUUCCCAUGAUCACUGUCAACCUGCCCUGGAGCAUCAAAGGAAAUGAAAAAUAUGAGGAGCUCAUAAAACCCCUGCAACAAUACAGUCAGAGGAGAAAAUCAGCUGUUCAGAAGAAGACUCAGAGCCCAAAGACUGGGACCUUGAGGACUUGGAACCUGAAGCCCCGCGUGCCUGCCUCUGGCAUUGCAUCAAACGCUCAGCUGCAGAUAGAGACGGUGAUGAAGCUGGUACAGGAUCCUGCUCUGGAGCUGCAGGAAAAGCUCCCAUCCCAUCCCCCACACAGCAGGUUCCCUGACAAGGAGCUGUGCCAGAGUCUUGUCAAAGUUGAGCUGCCUGAGUAUGUCCUGGACAUGGGUGCUGUAAGAAAGGGUUACCCUGAGAGACGCACUCUGGCCAUCACCAACCCUGGGCAGAUCCCAGUGUCCUUCCAGGUCGAUGUGUCUGCCCUGCAGGACACAGGUUUCAGAGUGAAUCUGGACCAGAUACAGGACCUGCCUCACAGACACACCGUAAUGAUAGAAGUGUGCUGUGAAAGUACCCACCAGCCACGGGGUGACGUGGAUGUGCUGCUGCCCAUAGAGGUGGCAAAAGGCCCCACGUAUAACAUCCGCCUCCAUGCCACUGUGUUGGAACUGUUGCUCGACCUCUCCAGGAACACACUGCAGUUCUCUGAUAUCCUCGUUGGGCAGUGCCAGACUGAGACAGUCCGGCUCUACAACUGGUUGCAAGUGCCCUGCAAGUGGUUCAUUAAGGCUGUGGUUCUGCAGGUGGCAAAAGGCCCCACGUAUAACAUCCGCCUCCAUGCCACUGUGUUGGAACUGUUGCUCGACCUCUCCAGGAACACACUGCAGUUCUCUGAUAUCCUCGUUGGGCAGUGCCAGACUGAGACAGUCCGGCUCUACAACUGGUUGCAAGUGCCCUGCAAGUGGUUCAUUAAGGCCGUGGAGUGUGUUACAAAGAUGCCAAUACCCUCCAAAGGAACCCUUGAUGCAGGAAGGUGGCAGGACUUACAAAUCCAGUUUACACCCAAGGAGGAGAGGUCUUACAAGAAUGAGCUGAAGCUUAGCAUUUGUGGGAGCAGACAUCACUUAAAGCUGCACCUCUCAGGACAAGGUCUGGAGGCACGGUUGGAGAUCACCCCCCCAGAACAAAAGAUGGGAUGGUUGCUGGUGGACAGCGAUGAGGUGGAUGCCACAGUGGCAGUGAAGAACCCAUGCAACUUCCCUGCUGAGUUUUACUCACUGGAUUUCGAUGAGCAGUACCUUGAGGAGGAGCUUCACAGCACUCCAGCAUUCCCAGGGGAGGCACGGUUGGAGAUCACCCCCCCAGAACAAAAGAUGGGAUGGUUGCUGGUGGACAGCGAUGAGGUGGAUGCCACAGUGGCAGUGAAGAACCCAUGCAACUUCCCUGCUGAGUUUUACUCACUGGAUUUCGAUGAGCAGUACCUUGAGGAGGAGUUCCUGCAGAUGGCAGUGGGGUCUGAGUACCAGAAGAACUCUUUAAUGCCUCCUGGUGCCGUGGGUGGGGCGCUGCCAGAGGAGCUGGAGCAUUAUGAAGCACAGAAGAGGCCGAAGGCUCAAGGGGCAGAGCUCAAAGCCAUGGCAGAGGCCAUGGUCACAGAACUGCAGUGGAAAAAACCUAUUCAGAGCAGCUCAGAAUGUGUCUUGCAAAUGGAUGAGGAUGAGGAUGAUGCCCUUCCUGAGAAGAAAUCUCUAGUGGAUAAAAUAAUACUGGAAAGGAAGCAUAAACAAAGGGAGAGGGAGCUGAAGUGGCUGGCUCAAAAUCUUGAGGAGGAGGCAAAAGCCUUAGAGGAGGAAGAGAGGUGGAAGAAGGAAGAGAAGCAAAAGGAGGAAGUCAAGUGGAAGAAGGAAAAGAAGGAUGUCUCCUUGGGGAAGCAGCCUGCAAAACCAGAGAAAAAGGAAAGCAAAAUCCUAGGGAUUAAGAGAACCAAAAUCCUAGAGAAGGGGAGAUACAAAACCUCAAAGAUGUGGAAAAUUAUAAUCUCAGAAAAGAAGGGAACCAAAUCCCCAGCGAAGAAGGAAAUCAAAAUGCUAGAGAGAGAGGGACCCAUAAUCCCAGAAAAGUGGAAAUACAAAGCCCCCAAGAUGUGGAAAACCAUAAUUGCAGAGAAGGGGAUACCCAAAGCCCCAGAGAAAGAAGAACCCAAAGCUCCAGAGGACGGAGAACCCAAAGCCCCAGAGAAGGGGGAAAGCGAAAUCCCAGAGUACUCAGCUGAGAUGGAGAAGAGGUUUCAGAUCUAUGAGUCAUCGCAGCAGGACGUCGCACAGGUUUUCUCCUAUUGUGACAGGGUUCAGGCUACUGUGCAGUUACCUGUGAUCCAAAACAGAAACACAUCCCAGCCUUCAGAUGAAAACACAGGUCAGAAGACCAGUAAGCCUCAGGAGAAGGUGGAGAAGAAACAUGAACAAAAAAGUGGAGGCCAGAGGAGUCUUCAGUCAUCUCAGCUGGAGACACAAAGCGAAGUUGCAGAAGGGGCCGUCAGAGAUGUCGGGAUGCCGUGCUUGGACAUCCAGGUCACAAAUCCAAAGGCCAUGAUUAGGGAGAUCCUGAGGGAUGGGAGGCUGCCAACGAAAGACGAGAUGCUGAGGUAUCUGGGACUGCAUCCCGAAGGGCCUCCCCUUCCCCCUGCUGCUGUCCUCUCUAUAGUCGACUGCCCAGAGGAGCGGUUGGGCUCUGCAGAGUGUGUGAGGCCCUUCACCAUCGCUGCUAUGGAACACAGUCUGGCUAAGACCCUAGAUGUGAAGGGCAGUUCUGCCAGCAGAUACAACUCUCCAAUGGAGAACCAGAUCUUCACACACAGAACCAGGGUAAAGGACCAACAGGAAUUAGGAUCAAUGUCUGAAGCCUCCUCUUUAAUUGCCAGGCCGAAGCGGUACCGGUGGACAGUGCCUGACCACAGUGAGGUGGAACUGAAGGUCCACUCCUCCACCAAACAGCCAGGGCAGUUUGAGCAGACACUGAGGUUUGAGCUCGUGGAGUCAAAGCGCCAGUACGAGCUGCCCUGCAGUGGCACGGGCCUGUACCCCAGCAUCAGCCAGAACACACGGCUGGUGUUUCCACAGUGGAGGGAGACCAUGGAGUCAGAUGAAAUCAUCUUGAAGGAAUAUGUUGAGAGCACAAAGCAAUUCCACUUUGGACCUCUGCUGUGUGGGAAAUCAAGAGAAUGGUACAAGGCCCAGAACUGUCCCGGCAACUCGGAGAGCGUAACCAUCCUCAACAACUCCCCUGUGGAUGCAGAAGUCCAGUUCUCCUUUGAGAAUGAUGGGGAAGCAGAGACAUUCGUCUUGGACCCUCCCAACAUGACCCAGAAACCAGAGGAGAAGCAGGAGCUGACCAUUCGGGAAUACCCCACUUCCCAUGGCUUCCUGGAAGACAGACUCAUCUGCUGCGUUGAGAAGAACCCAGAGCCAGUGGUCUUCAGCCUGUGCUGCCAUGGGGUGCAGGUGAAGCUGGAGGUCAGCCCCAUGGAGCUGUCUUUUGACAAGCUGCUUCUGCACGGGACUGACAGCAGGACCUUGGUCCUGAGAAACAACACCCAGCUGCCCAUGGCCUGGCAGUUCAGUGGGCUGGAUGACCUUGUUGAGGCCUUCUCCUUGUCACAAGAUAACGGCACCAUUGAUCCCUGCUCCAAGUUUGAAGUGACACUGAAUUUCAAGGCCGGGCAGAUUGGCAACAUUGAGAAGACCCUCCGACUAGAGGUUUCAGAUACAGGAAACAUCCUGGGGAUUGCUCAGGCUGGAAACAUCAAAAUCUCUGCAGAGGUCUGUGAUGUUUCUCUGAGCAUCGACAUGCCUGAAGGUCCAGAUGGAAGCUUGGAAUUUGGAACGAUUAAUGUCCUGGAUAAUGUGAGGAAAAUGCUGACUCUAAAGAACAAAGGGAUAUGCAACAUUGGGUACCGUUUCAUACUGAAGGGUGCAGGUCCCAGGAUGCAAGAUGUGGCAUCCCAAUUCACUGUUGAGCCUCAGUCAGGCACGCUGAUUGCCUCCCAGCCUGGUGAGAAUGUUGAGAUGCUCUUCCACCCCACGAGGGAGAUGCUCCUCAAGAACAAACCCAUCCUGUACUGCCAGGUGAUGGAUGCCAGGUCUGGGGCAGGAGGCCAGACUGUCACCACCAUCCCAGUGAGGGUGUCGGCGACAGCUGUGUACAGCAAGUUCAGUAUUGAGCCUGCCCCACCCAUCGACUUUGGGGCCAUGGUCAAGGGCACCAAGAAGACCCAGAUUGUCGUGCUGGAGAACAAAGGCAUGCUCAGCUUCGAAUUCCACAUCCACCAAGCACCUGAGGAUGCAUCUCCAUUGGAAAUCGUCAAAUUUCGCAUCCAGCAAACACCCAAGGAUUCAUCUGCAUUGGAAAUCAAAAGUUCAGAGCAAGAGGAAUCCUCUCCAUUGGCUGCAAAGCUGAAAUCAAGCUCCUCACAGGAUCACCUCACUCUUGGCAUGUUCACGGUGUCCCCCUGCUCCGGCUCCGUCGCUGCGUGGGACCAGCAGGACAUCACCGUGGAUUGCCUGGCAAGGGAGGAGGGGACAUGUGAGGAGCAGCUCUACAUUGACAUCACGGGCAGAGACCCCAAGGACAAUCCCCUGGGCGUUCCCUUCACCCUGAUUGCUGAGUCCUGCCUCCCAGCAAUUGUUCAGGAUGUCACGCUAGCCUUCGAGGAGCACCCGAUCUUCAGCAGCACCAACCUCAGCUGCAAGCUGUGGUCAAAGAAAGGUGUGGGCUUCUUUGUCAGAGAUGAGAACAAAUUCAUCUUCACCAAGGUUAUGGUUGGGCAAGAGGCUGAAGCUCAUGUCAGUAUCUACAAUGCAAGUGGUCUGCCGUGUGAUGCGUUCAUCUCCAUCAAACCCCGGCCUGGAAGGGUACAAAGCCCUAUCAACAACAUCUUCAAGGUGUUUCCAGCCAAAAUGUCCAUUCCCAGAUCAUCCAAUGGCAUUGCUACAGUGACCUUCACCCCACCAGACGAGCAGAGCUACAACUGCAUUUUCAAGGCUUUCCUUGUCAUGCCAAAAAGCUCUGUGAAAAUUGAAUCCCAAACGCUGAUCUUUGCUUGCAGCCCUGUGAAAAUUAGACCCCAAACCCUGACCUUCACCAUCAGUGGGAAGGGGUAUGAGCCACAGGUGACAGUCCUGUGCCCAAGUGCCCGCAGCAAGAGGGGAAAUGCUGUGCUGCGCUUCAAGAGGCUCCCCGUGGGGGAUUCAGAGAUGCUCCCCCUGGUCAUGUGUAACAAAGGCGUCAUACCUGUCAAGUUUAUGUUACACCUGGAGGAUGAGCACGGAGUGUUCUUCUUGAAAGACAGGCACUCCACACUCAAGAAAUUCUACACUGAAGAUGUGGAAGAGGCCUUCGUUGGAAAUGAGAGCAAGCCCCCAAAGAAGCCUUUCCUGCUUCUACAUCGUGGGCAAUCGACAAAGUUUGAUGUCAUUUUCAAACCCUCCCUGGCUCAACGUCUGGAAGGGAAGAUUCGUGUCUUAGUGGGGGACAUCUACUCCAACAAGACCCUAAUAGAGCUGGUGGGUGAAGGCCACAAGGAUGAAUUCACCCUUGAGGGACUAGAGGAAGACACAGAGGAGAGGAAUGCUGACAGCAGUCUGAAGAAAGACAUCAUUGAUGCUGUCAGAGUGAAUCACAUCCAGUUUGGGGACUGUCCUGUCGGGAAGCCCUACCACAGGACCUUCACCAUCACCAACCGUACCAGUGUGACGAUCAUGCACUUUGAGUGGGAGGCAGAUGCCACAUUCUCGUUCUCCCCCAAGAUGGGAUACCUCCUUCCUGGCUGUGCCAAGGACAUCACAGUGACCUUGAAAUCAGAUGCCCCAGCCGUCUUCAGGAGGCACCUUGUGAAAUGUAAGGUGACCAAGGUCAACGUUGCGCGGCCACGAAGGAAGGUUCCAGACUGGAACGACCAAAUGUCCAUUGUCACAUGGAAGGAUACCACCAGGAAAAACCCAGCAGCCAGCUGGCCUGAGAAAGAGAAGGUGGUCGAGACAGCCCCAGAACCAGCUCACACUGUGGAGGAGGAGAGCCUCCAGGAGGCCGAGGUGUACCUCAGUGCCUCUGUUGCCUACAGCCAGUUCAAGCUUAACACAAUCGUGGUUCAGCUCAAGGACACCGUGCCCAACCAGACCAGCACAGCCACUUUCAGGAUGCACAACAGAGGGAAUGUAGCCCUGGAAUACACCUGGGUGGAAGCUGCAGAUAGUGAAGCAGCGAAGAGGCUACGCUCAACCACUGUGAUGCGUCAGUUCCUCUCCUCCGCUUCUCUGAGCCAUCACAGAAAGUUGCCUCAUCCUUUCUGGUGGCAGCAGGAGCAUCCUUUUGAGACACAUCCUUCUGAGCUGCGGCAGCUUGCCGAGCAGCAGCAAGAUUCUGAGCAGCAGCAGCACUUCAGAAAGUUGCCUCAUCCUUUCUGGUGGCAGCAGGAGCAUCCUUUUGAGACACAUCCUUCUGAGCUGCGGCAGCUUGCCGAGCAGCAGCAAGAUUCUGAGCAGCAGCAGCAAGAUUCUGAGCAGCAGCAGCAGCUUCAGCAGCAGCAGCAGCAGCAACAGCAGCAGCCCGAGCAGCAGCAGCCCAAGCAGCAGGACCACUCCAAGGAGCUACACCACUCGGAGCAACUGCACCUCUCCCUGGAGCCUGUCAGUUCCUCCCUGGAAAUCUGCCCAGACAUCGUCCAAGACCUGCCACUGUUCUUCAUCAACCCCUACCAUGGCAUCAUCGCUCCUGGCCAGAAGCAGAUCUUUCAUGUGCUCUUCUCCCCAAAGUGCGCGGGGACGUUUAGGACCACCGUGGUGUUCAGGACUUCUGACCUGAAGUCACCUCAGAAGAAGGCAGAGGUGGUUGUGAAGGGCACAGCCCAGGAGCCACAGUGCCUUGACACACCGAAACGCUCCGCGUUACGGCAGAUGGAGAAAAGCCAGGGACCCAAGAAACGGGUGCACUGGAAACCAACACUGCUUGAGCAUUUGCGUUAGCUGGAGCACCCAGCAGGAGCAGCAACAUCGUGUCUUCUGCUGCUGAUGGUCUCCCACCCUUCACCAGAGACCAAGCUCCAGUGAACACCUUUAUCUUACCUUUAAUUACCCAAGCUAAUUACCUAAUUCUUAAUUAAAUGUUAAUCAA